GACUUUUCGCGCUUCGGUUCACACUUUCAAAUUUGCAGAGGUUCUAGGGUUCGGUUCAAACAUUGGAGAGGGCAACAAUGGUGACCCAAGAAGCUCGACACUCCGAUGCGAUCGAUCCUCUUGCUGCUUAUUCUGGUAUCAAUCUCUUUUCGAGCGCAUUUGGUACUUUGCCGGAUCCGUCAAAGCCACAUGAUCUUGGAGCCGACCUCGACGGCAUCCACAAGCACCUCAAAUCCAUGGUGUCAAGAAGUCCCAGUAAACUUAUAGAGCAGGCCAGAUCAAUUUUAGACGGCAACUCAAAUUUGAUGCAAUCUGAAGCUGCCACAUUUCUUGUAAAGAAUGAGAAAAAUGAGGAAGCUACAGUGAAGGCGGAGGAAAAUCCACAAGAAAGAAGGCCAGCUUUAAACCGAAAGCGGGCUAGGUUCUCUUUAAAACCUGAUGCUAGACAACCUCCUGUGAACUUGGAACCAACAUUUGACAUCAAACAAUUGAAAGACCCUGAGGAGUUCUUUUUGGCCUAUGAAAGGCAUGAAAAUGCCAAAAAAGAAAUCCAAAAGCAGACGGGAGCAGUUCUGAAGGACCUGAACCAACAAAAUCCAUCCACGAAUACACGCCAGCGUAGACCAGGGAUUCUAGGGAGAUCUGUUAGAUACAAGCAUCAGUAUUCAUCAAUAACAACUGAAGAUGAUCAGAAUGUAGAUCCUUCUCAAGUGACAUUUGAGUCAGGUGGUAUCAGUCCACCAGUAAUGGGAACAGAAACACACCCAAGUCCACAUAUAAUUGACUCAAAUAACAAAACUGAUGAAGAUGUAGCAUUUGAGGAGGAGGAGGAGUUCGUUGCUUCAGUUACCAAGGCAGAGAACAAAGUGAAUAAAAUUUUGGAUGAAUUACUCUCUGACAAUUGUGGAGAUCUAGAAGGUGAUCGAGCCAUCAACAUAUUACAGGAGUGCUUGCAGAUUAAACCCUUUAAUUUAGAGAAAUUAUGCCUUCCCGAUUUAGAAGCCAUUCAAACAAUGAAAUUGAAAUCUUCAAGUGGCAAUCUGUCAAAGCGUAGUUUGAUCAGUGUGGUCAAUCAGUUACAAAGGAUAGAAACUUUGAAAUCUAAGCAGGACGAUGAAAAUUUGGUCAAUCCUCUUUCUCCCCCAUCCUCAAUCAGAAGUCCAUUGGCAUCAUUAUCAGCCCUAAAUAGACGAAUUUCACUUUCAAAUUCAUCAGGUGAUCCAUUUUCAGCUCAUGGCAUUGACCAAUCUCCAGCAAGAGAUCCUUACCUUUUUAGACUCAAUAAUAACUUGUCUGAUGCAGCUGGUAUUGCAGAGCAGUCAAGUGUUUCUAAAUUGAAGUCACUUUUAACCAAAGAUGGCGGGACUGUAGCAAAUGGAAUUAAGCCAUCCAAAAUUCUUUUUGAAGACGUUGAUUCAAUGUCUAAAAUAUCUUCAAGUUAUGUUUUAAAUGUACCCGAAGUUGGUUGUGAAACUGUCUUAAGUGGAACUCAUGUCAGCAUGGAAGCUAAAGAUGUUAGUGGCGGCAGCAUAGAAGUGGAAGUAAAUGAAAAAUUGAGUUGUCUUGAAGUCCAAGUAGAUGAUGUGGCUAAUAUGCAGAUGGAAGAUCACGAAGGAUCAGCUUCCGAGCAACCAAACUCAUCCAAGGUGGAUCUGAUCAAAGAAUACCCGGUUGGCAUUCAGAGUCAGUUGGAUCAAUCAACUGCUAUUUGUAUUGAAAAUAUUGCUGAUGGGCCAUCGAGAAGCAGUGGAACGGAUCACCACUAUGAGAUGGAAGAUCACAAAGGAUCAGCUUCUGAGCAGCCAAACUCAUCCAACGUGGAUGUGAUCAAAGAGUACCCAGUUGGCAUGCAGGGUCAGUUGGAUCAACCAACUGCUACUUGUACUGAAAAUAUUGCCGAUGGGCCGUCUAGAAGCAGUGGAACGGAUCACCUCAAUGAGGAACAGGCCAAGCCAAAAUCUCGUGCAAACAAACAAUGCAGAGGCAAAAAGAUUUCUGGGAGGCAAAGCCUUGCAGGGGCCGGUACAACGUGGCAAGGUGGGGUGAGAAGAAGUACCAGGUUCAAAACACGACCAUUGGAGUACUGGAAAGGUGAAAGGUUGUUGUACGGACGUGUACAUGAGAGUCUAGCAACAGUAAUCGGGUUGAAGUAUGUAUCUCCUGCAAAAGGAAAUGGCCAACCAAUAAUGAAGGUGAAGUCUUUAGUCUCCAAUGAGUACAAAGAUCUCGUUGAGUUAGCAGCUCUUCACUGAGGGUCGUGUACAAAAAGGAACAAAAAUCCUUUAUGCUUUUUGGAUUUUGCAUGUAUAACAAGCAAUUCUCUUUGAAUAUAAGUAGCGUCUAGUCUCUGUGGAAAGAGUGUAGAAAAUUAGGGUUAUGCCAUUGCGUUGUAUAUUUCUUCGCCCUUCUUAAUCAUAUAUAUAUCUAUCAAGCCGUUUCACUUGUGUGUUUUGCUCAUGUACUUGUGUCAUAUGAUUUCAUAUUUUACCCAUCGACAUGUAGCUUUCUGUACCAA
Molecule: messenger RNA, 2515 nt
Organism: Benincasa hispida (wax gourd)
Lineage: Eukaryota; Viridiplantae; Streptophyta; Magnoliopsida; Cucurbitales; Cucurbitaceae
Source: RefSeq, a predicted model, not a curated record